CUGCAGCAAGAAGGCAAGGAGAAACAGGGUUAACCCGACGGACAAGGGAGGAAAAAAAGAUUCAACCUUUUCACUCAUAAAAAUCCUGAGACAAUCCCUUCUUCCUCUCACGAACUCGAGACCCGCGAGCGAGGAAAGAGAGGAAAAGAUGGCGAAGAAAGAGAUGGAGGUGGUGAAGGGGCUCGACCUGCAGCGGUACAUGGGCCGCUGGUACGAGAUCGCCUCGUUCCCCUCGAGGUUCCAGCCCAAGAACGGCGCGGACACGAGGGCCACGUACACCCUGCAGGAGGACGGGAUCGUGCGCGUCUUGAACGAGACCUGGACCGACGGCAAGCGCGGCUACAUUGAGGGCACCGCCUACAAGGCCGACCCCGGCAGCGACGAGGCCAAACUCAAAGUGAAGUUCUACGUGCCCCCGUUCUUGCCCAUCAUCCCUGUGGUGGGGGACUACUGGGUCUUGUACAUCGAUGCUGAUUAUCAGUAUGCUCUGAUUGGUCAGCCCAGCAGGAAGUAUCUCUGGAUACUGAGCAGACAGAGCCGGAUGGACGAAGAAACUUACAAUCGGCUGGUUCGGAAGGCUGAAGAAGAAGGGUAUGAUGUGAGCAAGCUGCACAAGACUCCACAAAGCGACACUCCACCGGAAGAAGAAGGACCCAAGGACACCAAAGGCGUUUGGUGGAUCAAGUCCAUUCUAGGAAGAUAGGGGGAACUCGAUUUCACAGCCAGCUUGAUGAAGAUGAUGCAGCAGAGGCUUCAUGGAGUUCUGAGAACAUAUGAGUGUUCAUAAAUAAUCAAGCAAAUGAUGUACCUCUGUUUUAAGUCAGAUUGAAAUCUUUUAGUCUGGAGACUACCAUGCGUUCGUUUUGUUUAAUACAUAUUUUGCUUCUGCUGUGUGGGGGUGAUUGUGUCAGUGAUGAGAUAUUGGCAAUGAAUAGGAGCUGUUCAAUUAUGAGAUC
Eucalyptus grandis is the source of this 956-nucleotide messenger RNA. Its product is annotated as temperature-induced lipocalin-1. The record is from RefSeq and is a predicted model, not a curated record. The transcript is spliced from 2 exons. Bases 149 to 703 code for a protein of 184 amino acids. NCBI's taxonomy places the organism in Eukaryota, Viridiplantae, Streptophyta, Magnoliopsida, Myrtales, Myrtaceae.